Molecule: messenger RNA, 1871 nt
Organism: Myiozetetes cayanensis
Lineage: Eukaryota; Metazoa; Chordata; Aves; Passeriformes; Tyrannidae
Gene: SYVN1
Product: synoviolin 1
Cellular component (GO): cytoplasm
Source: RefSeq, a predicted model, not a curated record
GGGCCAUGCUGUGCACAGCUCUGGUGAUGAUGGGCAGCCUGGCCCUCACCACGGCCGUGGUUGCCCACGCCUAUUACCUGAAGCACCAGUUCUACCCCACCGUGGUUUAUCUCACCAAGUCCAGCCCCAGCAUGGCCGUUUUGUACAUCCAGGCCUUUGUCCUGGUGUUCCUGCUGGGCAAGGUCAUGGGCAAGGUGUUUUUUGGGCAGCUCAGGGCGGCUGAGAUGGAGCACCUCCUGGAGCGCUCUUGGUACGCGGUGACCGAGACCUGCUUGGCCUUCACCGUCUUCAGGGACGAUUUCAGCCCCCGCUUCGUCGCCCUCUUCACCCUCCUGCUCUUCCUCAAGUGCUUCCACUGGCUGGCCGAGGACAGGGUGGACUUUAUGGAGCGAAGCCCCAACAUCUCCUGGCUCUUCCACUUCCGCAUCGUCUCGCUGAUGCUCCUGCUGGCCGUGCUGGACUCGCUGUUCGUCAGCCACGCCUAUCACAGCAUCCUCACCCGCGGCGCCUCCGUCCAGCUCGUCUUCGGCUUCGAGUACGCAGUGCUGCUGACCAUGGUGCUGACCAUCUUCAUCAAGUACGUGCUGCACUCCAUCGACCUGCAGAGCGACAACCCCUGGGACAACAAGGCCAUCUUCAUGCUCUACACCGAGCUUUUCACUGGGUUCAUCAAGGUGCUGCUCUACAUGGCCUUCAUGACCAUCAUGAUCAAGGUGCACACCUUCCCGCUCUUCGCCAUCCGCCCCAUGUACCUGGCCAUGAGGCAGUUCAAGAAGGCGGUGACCGACGCCAUCAUGUCCCGCCGGGCCAUCCGCAACAUGAACACGCUGUACCCCGACGCCACGGCCGAGGAGCUGCAGGCCACGGACAACGUGUGCAUCAUCUGCCGGGAGGAGAUGGUGACGGGGGCCAAGCGCCUGCCCUGCAACCACAUCUUCCACACCAGCUGCCUGCGCUCGUGGUUCCAGCGGCAGCAGACGUGCCCCACGUGCCGCAUGGACGUCCUGCGGGCCUCGCUGCCGCCACAGCCCCCCCCGGAGCCCCCCGAGCAGCCCCCGGCGCCGGCACAGCCCCCGGCCCCCAUUCCCCAGGGUCUCCUGCCCCCGUUCCCACCGGGAAUGUUCCCCUUUUGGCCUCCUGUGGGGCCCUUCCCGCCCGGCCCGGGGGUCCCACAGACCCCUCCCCCCGGCCCCGACGGCUCCGGCAGCGCCGCAGCCCCCCGUCCCGGUGACUCCAGCGCCGGCUCCGAAGCCCCGGCCCCCGGGCUGCCCCCGCCCUGGCUGGGCCUGGCCUGGCCCCCUCUCUUCGGGCUGCCCCCCAUGCCGGUGCCGCCCGCCGGCUUCGCGGGGCUCACCGAGGACGAGCUGAGAGCCAUGGAGGGCCACGAGAGGCAGCACCUGCAGGCCCGGCUGCAGUGCCUGAGCAACAUCCACACCCUGCUGGACGCAGCCCUGCUCCAGAUCAACCAGUACCUCACUGUCCUGGCCACCAUCGGGUACUGGGAUAACUCCCCGUUCCCCCCCCCAGGACCCCCGAGGUGCCGCCCCUCCCCUCCCCUGCCCGGGACCCCCUCGGAGGAGCCCCCGGGACCCCCCGGGACCCCCCCAGCCAGCGCCCCCCCCGUGCAGCAGCAGCAGCAGCAGCAGCAGCAGGAGGAGGAGGAGGAGCAGGAGGAGGGGGAGGCCGAAGGCUCCGAGGGUCCCGAGGGCUCCGAGGGUCCCGACACGGCCGAGCUGCGACGGCGCCGCCUCCGAAAACUGGGGACGACCCCCCAGGGGACCCCUCCCCAUCAGGGGACCCCUCCCCCUCAUGGGACCCCUCCCCAGGGGACGUCCCUCCCCACUGACAGCGGGGGACCCCUCCCCCACUGA